Messenger RNA from Aspergillus glaucus CBS 516.65, 551 nucleotides. RefSeq lists its product as uncharacterized. Lineage: Eukaryota; Fungi; Ascomycota; Eurotiomycetes; Eurotiales; Aspergillaceae. The transcript is spliced from 2 exons. The record is from RefSeq and is a predicted model, not a curated record. The annotation marks the transcript as partial.
CCCCAGCACACUUGAAAAUGCAAGAAACCAAACAAUCAGAUCACUCCUUUCUCAUCACAAUACUAUAGGAAGAGCAUCAUGAAGCUAAACACAUUCACAACUCUCCUCCUAUGCACCAGCUCCGUAUCCGCGGACUUCUUCACAGCCAAAUCCCGCGAUGUCGGCAACAACAUCGACCUAGGCCACUUACUCUCCAUCACCGAUUUCCACACCACAAUUGACCACAAUGGCACUUGGGAAGAUGUGACUGAGUACGAGACCUUCGACGAGGAAAAUGGAAACCAACAGGAACAAAGCCUCAACCCCUUCGCACCCGUGGCUACAGGCCUCGUCCGCCGCACAAACUACUGCAGCGAAAACACAGGAAUCACGAAGAUGGUGUGCGAUAACGUGCCUAGUCGGAAUUGGUUCUGGGGUGCGGGUGGUGCGUUGGCGAUUUGGUAUGCGCCGAAGGCUAUUACGACUUGGUUUAAUAAUGUCGGGGCUAUGAUCCAAGCUGGACGGAAUCUUAAGCAGAUCUAUUACAACAACGGCGGCCAUGAUGAGCUGAA